Python bivittatus (Burmese python) is the source of this 2016-nucleotide messenger RNA. RefSeq names its product tRNA wybutosine-synthesizing protein 2 (gene TYW2). The record is from RefSeq and is a predicted model, not a curated record. Gene Ontology annotation, cellular component: cytoplasm. Gene Ontology annotation, biological process: tRNA methylation; wybutosine biosynthetic process. Gene Ontology annotation, molecular function: tRNA methyltransferase activity. NCBI's taxonomy places the organism in Eukaryota, Metazoa, Chordata, Lepidosauria, Squamata, Pythonidae.
UUCCUCCCUCCCGAUUCCCAAAGAUGGAGGCGGGUGCUUCGUCCUCUGGCGGUACUGCAGCUCUCGUUACCGAGCCUCAGUUCGCCCAGCUUUUCAGGAAACUCUUGAAGAAAGAAGGGAUCUUGAACUGCCUUUAUCGAGUGCAAAAACUUCCCGAUGGAACCACGGCAUUGCCUAUACUGGGUCAAAGCUUCACAGCCCAGCACCUGCAGCAGCUGAAGGAGAGCAUCCCACAUGGAAAGGCCUGUGCUCUGACAUGGAUCCAUAAUCCGAUUCCUUCAAAAGCAGUUAUGGUACGUUCGCCGAUUCAGAAACUACACAAUGAGCUACAACAUCUAAUGUUAAUCCGUGGUGCUGCUUGGUCAGAAGAAUUAGAGAAAGAUCUGCCACGGUCCUGGCAGAGGCACAGGGACCUUGUUCUUCUAAGUGAGGAUUGCUUUAGAGCAAUGCAGUGGAGAGAACUGGGCCAAGAACUUUGGCAGGUGGUUGCUGAUGCUUUGGGGGCCCGGCGUUUAGCCAAACGUGGGCGAGUGCAGGCGGAUUUGUUUCGAUCUCCUGCUGUGACCUUGUUGCUGGGCCGGGAUGGCUGGGUUGAACAGGUGGACAAUGGAAUCAGAUACAGGUUUGAUGUGACCCGGUGCAUGCUGUCUCCAGGAAACAUCACUGAGAAGCUGCGGAUAGCCUCUAUGUUAUGCAUGGGAGAAGUAGUGGUGGAUCUUUAUGCUGGGAUUGGCUAUUUCACUCUGCCUUACUUAAUUCAUGCCGGUGCUGCCUUCGUCCACGCUUGUGAGUGGAACCCCCACGCCGUGGAAGCUCUGCGGAGGAACCUGCAACUGAACGGUGUUGAGGAUCGGUGCCACAUUCACCAAGGGGAUAAUAGAAAGGUGGAACUAUCAGGUGUGGCCGACAGAGUAAACCUGGGACUGAUCCCGACGUCAGAGGAAGGCUGGCCAGUUGCUUGCCGGGUUUUGAGAAAGGAUGUUGGAGGAGUCCUUCAUAUCCACCAAAACGUGGAAACCUUUCCAGCAAGGACACUUGAGCCAUCCCGUCAACUGGAGCAGAAUCAGUCCCCUAAGCAGUGUCUCCUCCAAGCAGCAUCACGUGGCCAAGAAGAUCAAGUAGUUCUGGAGGACCAUGAUGUUCUGCAGAAUGCUGGGCAAUCAUUCACUGCUUCAGCGAAACAAGAGUGGCAGUGCUGGGCAGAAGUCACAGCGACUCGGAUCCAGUUUUUGCUUCAGGACCUGGACAGGAAACUCUGGAAAACCCAAAUCUUGCACAUUGAACAUGUGAAAUCUUACGCCCCUCAUGUAGAUCAUCUAGUUUUGGAUCUAGAUUGCCGGCCCCUUGAAUAGGGCACAGGGAAUGUCUUCUUUCUGGCUCAGGGAAUCUUGGAAGAAGCAGGGCGUGGGUAUCACAUUCUGCGUCUUCUUCGUGAGGCUGCUUCCCACAAAAUCACUUUUUGAAAGUCUGAAUGUUGCUGGCUUGGGAGUUUUGUGAGUGCAGUCCGGUAGCUUAGAACUGGAAUGAAUCCUUGCAUCCUGGAAGGGACUGAACAUAGAUACACAAUAGAAGUGGUUUGGGCAACUAUGCUGGGGUGUACAAAAUCCUUCAAGCCUUCUGAGCUAUACUAUUUGCUGGAGAUUCUGCAUCAAAUCAAAUAACUUUAUUACAGCCAUAAGGCCAGAAAAGGAGAUUCUGCAUAAUUUAUUUCAGAUAAUUGGGUGUUUUCUAGCCAUAGCUGGAAAAAGCAAGUUUUGAAAUGGGAUUCAUUGUUCCACUAAGCUCCGAAUCUCCCAGCAGAAGUUGCUUAAGGCUGCAUCUCUAGGUACGCUUGCCUAGUGAAAAAAGAUUUGGAUUCAACAAUCCUUGCAUCUGAAAACAUAAACUUCAGUUCUCUUUAUUUCUGUGUGUGUAGCUUGUGAAUGUCUGAUUAUAUUCUACCAGCAUUAUAAAUCACAUUUAUACAUCACAUUUAUAUAGUCGCUUUGUGAGAUGGGCGGCUAUAUAAAUGCGGUG